This is a messenger RNA of Giardia duodenalis, 4179 nucleotides long. RefSeq names its product Kinase, NEK. Gene Ontology annotation, molecular function: ATP binding; protein binding; protein kinase activity. The coding region runs from base 1 to 4179 and encodes 1392 amino acids. Gene Ontology annotation, biological process: protein phosphorylation. Lineage: Eukaryota; Fornicata; Diplomonadida; Hexamitidae. The record is from RefSeq and is a predicted model, not a curated record. The transcript has a single exon.
AUGGAAUGUGCUGGAUUGAUCCAGUCAAUCUCAGACUUCUAUGACGUAGAGAGCGUGGCGAAAACUCAGUUUGGUGCAAGCUUCUAUCUUGUUAGAGACAGAUCUACUGGCACUUGUUUAAAAUUGAUCUCUAUUGAAUUUACGGAUAGCUGGAUCCGGAGACAGGCUAGUAAGGAGGCCUCUCUCGAUUAUUGCUCAUCCCUCACUAAUCCUGGCCUAGCAAAAUAUCAAGGGUGGGUCAAAGAACAAUCGUCACAGGUCUUGUAUGUAAAGGUCGUGUAUCCUAGCAGUCCAACAAUAUUAACACUUUUAGCUCGCAAUCAUGCCUUUUUAGAAGAUGCUAUUUGGGAUAUUGCCACAAAUCUGGUGGAGCUUCUCGUCUAUUUACACAAGCAUCACUUGCUAGCUUGGUCUGGCUUGUCGCCCUCUUUUGUGCAUUUGACCACUCAAAACGAACCUAUCUUAGAUAACUAUUUCGCUUCUUUUCGUUUUAGAACGCUUCUAUCAAAGGUUGUCGAUCCAUUUUUGGCUCCAGAAAUUUCAAGCAUGUACUUAUCAACCUCUGAGAAGAUAUCGGACGCUACCUAUCUGGACAAGGAGUGUGCCAUAUCGGCUGAAGCUGAUGCGCAGUUUGGCACCAAUGGAACAUCAAAUCGAAGCACAUGUACGAAGAACCCCCUUGCUUUAAAUAUUAACUCUAUUGAUACUAGCUCCUUCGCCAAUUGUGAUAAUCUCUCAACCCCUCGCAAUGAUAGAAAUGAUUUUACAAUAGAGCAGGGCCUGGGAGUUUUUAAGUCAUCUGUCACACCUUGCUUAAUUCACCGACUAUCACCCUCACAUGCAUCCUCGGCCCGUCAAGGUGAUGCUCCUCCGCCAUCUUCAUAUUCUAAGGAGGGAUCUGAAGAAAUACAAAGGGUGCAGCAUAUGAUAGAACUAGCAGGUCUCUCGCCGUCCAAGCAGUUUAAGGCUGAUGUUUGGGCCAUGGGAGCUCUCCUGUUGUGUCUCUGCCUUGGUCGGCCACUGAAUCAUAGGGACGAUUGUGUGCACCUGGCAACUGAUCUUCGCAAAAACUCCAAGCUAGGGUCAUGCUUAUACUCUUACUCGUUGUGCUCAUUCAUCUGUAGCUGCUUACAGCCAGACCCUGUGAAGCGACCAGCUCUAUCUAUACUCAAGGAGCGAAUACAAAUCCAUAUGGCGCCCCGUCUAUCUUUACCCGAAUCCUUACGGGGAAGCUUCUGCUGUCACAUGAGCGAAUCAACGAGCUGCACAAACCAGCUUAUUCUAACCACUCCCCGAGGGUGCAUCCCCAGUAGUAACAAGUUUCAACAAAGGCAGCAGCUGAACUCUGAGCAGACUGAUAACCCGCUGAUAAAGGCAGCAGAAAUUGGAAACUACGAUGCAGUGAAGCAGAAUAUAGGAUAUCUUGGUAAAACAGGGUCAGGAGGCCGGACAGCUCUGAUGUUUGCUGCGGGGAAUGGCCACACAAAGUGCAUCAAGUCACUGAUUAAAGAAUCUCGUAUGAAAGAUCAGCAAGGGCUCACGGCCCUUAUGUAUGCUGUCAAGAAUAGGUACAAAGACGCUAUUCUCUCACUGGCCAAGGACGAGGCUGGGAUGCAAGACGAUCAGGGGUUUACUGCGCUGAUGUACGCUGCUAUAGACAAUAACAGUGAGAUUGUAUCCAUUCUCAUGAAGAAAGCAGCAGGUAAAGAGCUCAAGAAGCAAAAUCUCAAGGGGGAAACGGCAUUGAUGAUGGCGACCCAGUAUUGGAACAAUGAAGUAGCAGAUUACCUUGUCAAGGAAGCAAAACUUAUUAAUGUGGACGGUAGCACAGCGUUGAUGUAUGCAGCUAGAAAUGGAAAUGUGAACUAUGUCAAGCUUCUAGCACCAAAGGAGGCAGGCAUGAAAGCAUUGAACGGGGACCGCGCGCUAGAGCUGGCGCUCAUUAACUCCCAUGCAGACUGUGCAGACAUUCUUUCUCGCUAUGAACUAAAGCUGCAUGCAGGAGAAACUCCGUUGCUUUAUGCAUUGAAGUCUGGUGACAAGCGCUUAGCGACAAUCAGCACUCCGGUGUAUUCACAAAGCCACGAGCUUUCUAACACCAGUCAUCUUUCCUAUGCCAUAAAGAGCAACAAUGCUCAAGCUGUCAAGGAGCUACUUUCGUUUGAACUGCCGUUCGUGCACCAGCCAGAUGGAAGCUGCUUGGACUUAGCCAUCAGAAGCGGCAGCUUUCAAAUACUAAGCAUUAUCUAUUCGUAUGCUCUGGAACACUCUCUGGGGAUUUGUGUUUCCCGGCGACUCGGGACUUCUAUCACAAAAUUGAUGAAGUGUGCGAUAAGUAAUGACGUAGCGGAGAUAUCGAACUAUCUUUUUCAGUUGGGGCUAACUGACGUACACGGAAACACAGCGUUAAUGUAUGCUGUUCGGCACAGAAACCGUGAUGCCACAGCUGCAUUGGUAUGCGAGGCAACCAUCCAAAAUCUAACUGGAUGGUCGCCGCUGAUGGUCGCUGCUGCGAAUGGUGAUGCGGACUUGGUUCAUGAGCUUGUUGAGCACUCUUAUGGGCUUUUAACAAGAAGAAAAGAGACAGCCCUGAUGGUAGCCGUCAAAGGAGGGUCUCUUCCUUGUGUGAGGCUACUAGCAAAAGCAGAGGCAAAAAAGCAAGACAUUAAUGGGACAACUGCUCUCAUGUUGGCAGUUAUUCUUAGAAAUCAUCCGAUUGCAGAAGUGUUGAUGCCCUUUGAGGCAGGGAUGCAAGACGUCAAUGGGAUGACUACCCUGAUGAUAGCAGCACAAUUGGGAGAUGUGGACAUGGUGCGCCUCCUUGCUAAUCACGAAGCCACGCUGCAGACUAACUCUAGCUGUAUUGAUGGCGCUGGCUGGACUGCCAUGAUGUAUGCGGCACGUGAAGGCCACUGUGAGGUUGUUGCUAUCCUCGCAGCUCAUGAGGGUAGCAUGCAACUGGUGACAGGACGGACUGCCCUUAUGAUUUCAGCGUAUGCACACAAUGAUUCCUGUGUGGAGCUACUCUGUACCAUAGAAAGGGAGGCGCAGGAUGAAAAUGGCUUUACAGCUCUUAUGUAUGCAAUUAACUCAAAGUAUGACAGCUCCGAUUUUAUGACUAGGAUGCAAGUUCAGCGAUGUAUUCAGCUGCUGCUACACGAGGCCUAUCUUUCUGAUUAUGGUGACACGACUCCCUUAUCCUUGGCUGCAAGUGUUGGUAAUUUGGAUGUGAUAAAGCUUGCCACCUCGAAUCUCAUCUUGCGUAAGCAACUUGUCAAAGUUGACUCUCAAGGCAUGACAGCGCUUAUGCACGCAGCCCUUCAAGGGCAUGCUGAUUGCGUGAAGGAGUUACUGAAAUACGACAAAGCUACACUAGAUAAUAUAGUCAUCCAUCUAUCUCGGGAACGAGAUGCUAAUGGCAUGACUGCUCUCAUGUAUGCCUCCUGUAACAAUAGAGCCUCAUGCGUUGACAUCCUCCUUCCGUUAGAGUGCAACAUGACAUCCAAUGAUGGAAGCACUGCGUUGAUGCUCGCUGCACAGGAGGGGUACAUCAACAUAGUUAAGAAGAUAGUCACUGGAAGCAGCGAGCUCGGUAUGGCUAAUCAUAAUAGAUUGACUGCACUUGCAGCAGCAGCAUCAGGAGGGUAUACUGAGUGCGUGAGAUUUUUGCACAGCUCUUGCCUUGACCGAGGACUUUCUCUGACGACACAGGGCUUUACCAAUUUGAUGCUGGCCGCUUCUCUUAACGAUCUAGAUGCAGUCCGAAUGGGAAUCGAUGAAGGAGAUGCACGGAAGACCAGUCCCAUUGGAUUUACAGCCCUUAUGUAUGCAGCUAUCAAUAAUUCUAUUGAAUCUGUGCUACUUCUUGCGUCCUAUGAAAAUAAGAUGACAACGGAGUCUGGCAUAACUGCACUCAUGCUAGCUUCUAAAAUGGGUCACGUAAAGUGUGUCAAAGCCCUGAUCCACGAAGAGGUAGGAAUGCAAACCGUUCAAGGCUGGUCUGCACUGAUGUUUGCAGCUUUCUCAAACAAGCCAGACUGUGUAGAGCUUCUACUUAAGACUGAGUUUACAUUGAAGAAUGAGGAUGGUAACACGGCUCUUGACUUAAGUAGAAUUUAUAAGGCUAAAGCAGCUAAUGAAAUCCUUCAUUCUUAUCACGCAUCACUCCGUCUUUUGUAG